UGUCUCUAAUUGGUGUGAUCCACGUCCCCCCUGUUGAGUUGCUGAAGACUAGUCUUGGCGCGGGAGAAGGAGAGAGUGGGGACAAGAUUCACGCAGAGAUCCGCAAGCAGGACUGUUUGGAAAUGAAGGAAAUAUAAACCGGACGCAAGAGAACCAAACUGAAGAAGAGAAAACAAGAGGGAAGCAAAGUUUCUUUUGCAGAAGUGUGGGGUGUCUUUCUUUUUCUGCGGACAUCGCUGCGCCUCGGAUUGACUCCGUGAUGGAAUGACACUUGGAGAGAGCGAGAGAGAGAGAGGAUGAUGAUGAUCAUGAUGAUGAUGAUGGACACUUUGGCACCGGAGCACCUGCUCAGAAAUCCCCCCGUUUACGCCCGGCGCGGUGCUGACCGAGCCCUCUGGACGGCCACCAGUCAUUUGUUUUGAAGUGGCAGGGAAAGCCUCCUCUUGAUCGUUUUCUUCCUCCCGCCUCGAGACGCACGCAUGCAGGCGAGAAGCGAGAGAUGGUGCGCGCAGCGAUUCCUCCGAGACUGACGUGCGCACUCAUCACGUUCCUGCUAAGGAGCGCGUGUUAAAGAGCUCCUUUUUCCAUUCACGCUCCUUCUGCUGCUCUGAACUUGUUGAGCGGCGUUCAAGAGCCAGGGGACGGGGAGUACACCUAUACACGAAAUCACCAGAAGGAAGAGGACCAUGAUUGACAGCUGGGCGAGCUGAGGAGAUCUGUCACUCAUCCUCCUCUCAGCGUGUCAGAGGGCUAUCUCCAUUCUGCCUCCCCCUUCCCCCCUUCCUCCUCCUCCUCCUCCUCCUCCCCCCCUUAUCUUCUCAAUGGGCUGGUAACCAGGCCAUCCCUCGUAGUUACCCACCACCCUGAGAAACCUCAAAAAGGGGCCAGAAGUCGUGACGAUAACACCACGACACGACUCUCACUCCACCCGAGGGGAGUUUGGCAUGCCUCCUCACUCCAGUUGAGUGAGUUGGAAUAAGUGGAAGUACAAGAGGGAUCCCUCGUUAGUUCCCCCCUCAGAACGAGACACAGGCCCCCGAGAGGGCGCCGAGAGAGGACCAGUCAUGCGCUUCCAUUUUGCGCUGACGCUGCAGGCGCUGUGGACCGGGGUUUGCCAGGCGGCCAUGCAGCACUACCCGGCGGCGUGGGGCCACUACGACGUCUGCAAGUCCCAGAUUUACUCGGACGAAGGCCUGACCUGGGACUACAUGGCCUGCCAGCCGGAGGGAGCUGACAUGACCCAUUACCUGAAGGUUUCUCUGGAUCCCCCAAACAUCACCUGUGGAGACCCUCCGGAGACUUACUGUGCCCUGGAGAACCCCUACAUGUGUAAUAAUGAAUGUGACGCCAGCACGGAGGAACUCGCCCACCCUCCAGAGCUCAUGUUUGACUUGGAGGGCCGCAACCCCACGACCUUCUGGCAGUCCACGUCUUGGAAGAAGUACCCGAAGGCCCUCUUGGUCAACGUCACGAUUUCUUGGAACAAGACCAUCGAGCUGACCGACGACAUCGUCCUCACCUUUGAGUCAGGCCGGCCCGAGCAGAUGGUGCUCGAAAAGUCGCUGGAUUACGGGCGGACCUGGCAGCCCUACCAGUUCUAUGCCACGGACUGCCUGGACGCCUUCACCAUGGAGCCCAAGACCGUGCAGGACCUGACUCAGCACACCCUGCUGGACAUCAUCUGCACCGAGGACUAUUCCCGAGGUUAUGUGUGGAAGUACGAUAAAAACGUGCGCUUUGAGAUCAAGGACCGCUUUGCGCUGUUUGCUGGGCCCCGGCUCCACAACAUGGCUUCGCUCUACGGCCAACUGGACACUACCAAGAACCUGCGGGACUUCUUUACCAUCACAGACCUGAGGAUCCGUCUGCUCCGGCCCGCGACAGGAGCUACGAUGGUGGACGAGAACAACCUCUCCAGAUACUUCUAUGCCAUUUCUGACAUCAAAGUCCAGGGCAGGUGCAAGUGCAACCUUCAUGCCAACAGCUGUGUAUAUGACAAAGAGAAGUUGGGCUGCGAGUGUGAACACAACUCCACUGGGCCUGACUGUGGUCGCUGUAAGAAGAAUUACCAGGGGCGAGCAUGGAGUGCUGGCUCCUACCUGCCUAUUCCCAAGGGCACAGCUAAUAUCUGUAUUCCUAAUAACAUUGCUCCAGUUAACUGUGAAUGCUUCGGCCACUCCCACCGAUGCAGCUACAUCGAGCUGCUAAACACCGUCAUUUGCGUGAGCUGUAAGCACAACACUAGGGGCCAGCACUGCCAGCUAUGCAAGCCGGGCUACUACCGCAAUGCCUCGGCAGAACUGGACGAUGACAAUGUUUGCAUAGAGUGUAAUUGUAAUCCCUUUGGCUCAGUCAGUGAUCGCUGUAAUGGCACAGGAUUUUGUAUAUGUAAGGAGGGCACGACAGGGCCUAAGUGUCAACAGUGUCUACCCGGCUAUUUGUGGGACGAUGGCUGCAAAUCCCGGGUUUGUGACAACGAGCUCCUGCGCUGCCAAAAUGGCGGGGUGUGCGUCAACAACGUCCGCUGCAGCUGUCCCUCAGACUACACAGGUCUGCUGUGUGAGAGCCCCCGCUGCGAGACGGAGUUGGGUGGCUGCGGGGGCCCCAACUCGGGCCAGGCCCCCCUGACGCCCCCAAGGCUGCUGCUGCUGCUGCUGCUGGGCUCGGCAGUGCUGAGAGAGGCCUGCUGCUGAGAGACCCAUGACCUGGUGAGAGUGAUAAACUCCACGCCUCCUCCACUUUAACCUCCCCCCCCUCCCUUUAAGAUAAUCAACAACCAUUAAACCAGAACAACCACGAGCUUUCUGGACUGUUCUGAGCUUCUCCGCCGCCGGACUCAAUGGACACUCGCGCUGCCGAUGAAGGGAAUGUGCCAGUCGAAUGAGUGCAACAUAUUUUUUUUAUUUAAUUUCAAAGAAUAUAUAGAAAUGAAUACAACAUACAUAUACUUCUAAAAAUGGCAGAUAUUAUAAAAGAAAAGAGAAAAAAAAGAAGAAAAGAGCGUUUGCCUAAUAAGAGUAAAAUGUGCAAAGAACAAUGAGGCCCCCUCCCCCUCUAAGCCAUACCAGGUACCAGGAGCUCCUUGCAGCUUAACCGAAGAUGGCGGACUCGUUCACUUCCCCUCUUAUUGCCACGGCAACAACAGCUGCGACCAAUCAGCACUCGAACGAGCCGGCAGUGGCCGCCGAGCCCCGCGGGACGCUUCUGCGAGUUAAUGUUGGCUGGACUGACGCUGAAGAAACCUCAAAGAAGUUGUCCGCGCUGAGCGGCUCACCGGUUGGCCCCCGAAAAAAGAGAAAGAAAAGAGGAAGAGACACGUGAAGCAUUCUUUGCUGUCAGUGCAUUGUAGAUAGAAGGAAAUCUGUCCGGACUGCCACUUUGUGACACAUAGAAAGUAAACCUUGCCCACAUUGAUCCCUCUCUAGCUUUCUGUCCCCCCCCCCUCCUCCUCCCCCCUCCCCCGAGCUCUCUCAUCCGCCCUCCUGUUCAUCCUCCCUACACCAAACCCCCUCGCCAUGCUGCCACAGACCUGUGCUUUUUGUGAACGUUACUCUGUAAACCCUCGUUGGUUGAAAGAUUCUUUUGUCCGAUGUUAGUGAUGCACAUUGUGUAAAGAAACCCCUCGCCCUCCCACCCCCUCCUGCAAAAAGAUACUCCAAUAAAGCCGUCUGAUUCUUUUUCUAUCUCAGAGCCGCCACGCUCCCUGCGAUUAUGGUCCGAGGAUAGUUUUUUCACCCGAGCAGACGAGAAGUGCAGAGAAAAACCAUCAAGUUCUUUUCUCGACAGAGCAAAAUAAAUUACAAUUAAAACUGAUGUAAUCCUUUUGUAUCUUUGCCGAACUGUGAUUGAAAAAAAGGCAACCUUUAAUGUAUCUAUUUAAAAAACAUCCAAAUGCAGAAGCAAUUGUUUAUGGUUUUCUUAUGAUUUCCAUUUCUUUCUUUCACUUAUUUUAUUUGUCAAUAUUACUUUUAGUUGUGCAGUUGAUUUUCCUUUGUAUUGGCAAACGUGCUGGCAUCAAAGAAUAUCAGUUUACAUAUACAGUAUUAAUAGAGUGUAAUAAAAUCCCACCAAAGGACAUUAUAAAUGUUUUUGUUCUUGCUUUAACACUUGAGAAUUUAAGUGAAUAAAAGUUCAAAAAUGUAA
Molecule: messenger RNA, 4143 nt
Organism: Pseudoliparis swirei
Lineage: Eukaryota; Metazoa; Chordata; Actinopteri; Perciformes; Liparidae
Gene: ntng1a
Product: netrin g1a
Exons: 8
Coding region: 1065-2693 (542 amino acids)
Molecular function (GO): cell-cell adhesion mediator activity
Source: RefSeq, a predicted model, not a curated record